Molecule: messenger RNA, 1802 nt
Organism: Rhododendron vialii
Lineage: Eukaryota; Viridiplantae; Streptophyta; Magnoliopsida; Ericales; Ericaceae
Product: protein trichome birefringence-like 42
Exons: 4
Coding region: 265-1653 (462 amino acids)
Cellular component (GO): Golgi apparatus
Molecular function (GO): O-acetyltransferase activity
Source: RefSeq, a predicted model, not a curated record
GACUCUUAAAAGGAAACGGAGAGAGUAUAAAUAGAAUAUUGGACUUUUAAAAGGAAAAUCUUUUUGGAGUCCUACUUUCUAGAGAGAAUUUAGAGCAAUUCCAAAACCGUUAUGUAAUUGUAAGUCGUCAUAAACUGAUUGAGUACCCACGGGACUUUCAAUCCCCAUCAACUUUUUACCAACUUCACCACCACCCCUAGAACUUCUAACUAAUGCAGACUAACUCUAUCCUAUUAGCCCAGAAACUGAUCUCAAGCCAGAGCCAUGGACAAAGGCUCCAGCAUUGACAAGAAAUGGAAGCUCUGUGCAUUUGCCAGCUUCAUCGGCUGCGUCAUCCUGACACUGUAUCUCAAUAACCACCAAAACAGUAUCAGACUCAUCUCUUUUCGAAACAUUUCGGUAUCCGUAAUGUCAUCCGAACCAUUCAAACCAUUAGUCUUCGUUGAAAAGGAGAUACCCAUGAAGACAGAUGCAUCCCUCGUCGUUAAAAAUAAGGAACCAUCAGUCUUCGUUGAAAAGGAGAUACCCAUGAAGACAGAUGCAUCCCUCCUCGUUAAAAAUAAGGAAGAACGUAAGAGCAAUAUUGCAGGUAGUUGCAAUAUAUUCGACGGGAGAUGGAUUUACAAGCCAGCUGACAACCCUCUAUACGAUGAGUUUCAGUGUCCGUUCCUCAGCGAUCAAGUAAGCUGCCAGAGGAACGGACGACCAGAUUUUGACUACAAGAGUUGGAGCUGGGAAGCCAAGGACUGUGAGAUUCCAAGGUUUGAUGGGAAAGACUUGUUGGAGAGACUAAGAGGGAAGAGAAUGGUCAUAGUUGGGGACUCCCUCAACAGAAACCAAUGGGAAUCUCUUGCUUGCCUCCUCUACUCUGUUAUUUCACCCUCAAGAGCCCAUGUGGAGGUGCAAAGUGGUGUUUACAAAGUCUUCAGAGCAAAGGACUACAACUGCUCUGUCGAAUUUCACUGGAGCCCAUUUCUGGUGCAGUUCGAUACUAAACAAGCCAAGGAUACUAAAGCUCUACUAAGGCUAGACAAACUUGAAACCUCAGCUCGGCAAUGGCGUGGUGCCAACAUCAUGGUAUUUAACACUGGUCACUGGUGGGUCCAAACCGGCAAGUUCAGGAAUCGAAUGGGGAAAAUUUGCAGGUGGGACUUGUUCCAGUAUAGAGGAAAACUGAUACAAGAGAUGGAUAUAGAAUCAGCAUUUGAGAUGGCCAUGAAAACCUGGGCUCAGUGGAUUGAUCAAAAUGUAGAGUCCAACAAAACAAAUGUGUUUUUCAGGAGUAUUUCCCCGGAACACAAGGGGAACCAUCGCUGUCAGAAUGUGACACAACCAAUCAUGAACGAGUCCUACAAAGCGUCAUUUCCAAAGCCUGUGAUAGAUAUUGUUGAGAGGAUAAUCGGAGGGAUGAGAACACCAGUGACAUAUCUGAACAUCACGAAGCUAUCAGAGUACCGAAGAGAUGCGCAUCCGACUGUGUAUGCGAAAAAGAAAAUGAUGAUAGAGAAGGAAGGGAAGCAGCUGGCGGCUUUUGCUGACUGCAGCCACUGGUGCCUGCCUGGGGUACCAGAUACAUGGAACAGGUUAUUUUAUGCACUAUUGGUUUUCAAUACCUCUACAAAAAAUCUUAAUUCCUCACAUGAGGGUCUCUGAGCCUUCUGAUACGCAUAUGUUUCUCAGCUACACUAUUAGUACAAUUACAUUAUACAUGGAAAUUUGUGAACCUUUUUCUAUUAUCCUAUAUGCUUUUAAUUGACAGUGUAAAACAAUUUCCAUUUGCAAACAUUGAUUUUGUUUUACUA